Molecule: messenger RNA, 138 nt
Organism: Dentiscutata erythropus
Lineage: Eukaryota; Fungi; Glomeromycota; Glomeromycetes; Diversisporales; Gigasporaceae
Source: the annotation of a GenBank genome assembly
AUGAGUGAAGUUUCAAAUGAUUUUAUGAAUGAAGGAGCCAUGGAUUCUGAAUUUGAAAUAGAGAGCCAUGAUGAUAUUAUGUCACAAAAUGAAAUAGAAUCAUCAUUCUUAUUUUCUGGAAAAAAAUUUGGUACAUAG